Molecule: messenger RNA, 495 nt
Organism: Phytophthora infestans T30-4
Lineage: Eukaryota; Oomycota; Peronosporomycetes; Peronosporales; Peronosporaceae
Exons: 4
Coding region: 1-495 (164 amino acids)
Source: RefSeq, a predicted model, not a curated record
AUGCGCUUGCCAAAGCUGGGUGAGCUGGGUGGACUGAGCGGGGUCACUACCAGGCUGGGCGAGCUGGGGUACGCACCGAGAUUACCAAUAAGAAUGCCGUAUUUCUUCGAUCCUUACCGCAUGGCAGACUUCAACAGCAUUACUUCAACAUUUGGACUCGAGAUGCCAGGCCCACCUCGAUUUGAGAGUAGAAAGCUCGUGACACUUCGCCGCGCUGAAACACACCAGCCUGCAGCUGCUCUUUGCUCUGCUACUCGUUUUAUGAAGUGGUUUCUCGAGUGGUUGGGCGUUUCCAACGGCCGCACGGGCGUUCUCAACCGAUGCGGCCGCACGGAGCAUAAUUGUGCGAUGCGGUGCGCACAGUCCACCGCGAUGCUGAACGACAAAGCGUUUAGCAUCGUAAUGCGUGCAUUGAUGCUGGAAGACCUCACUCAGAGCGAAGAGCACGACCAACAUUACGCGUUUCUCGAACGCUCGGGCCAGUUUGCUGAUUAA